Molecule: messenger RNA, 758 nt
Organism: Pneumocystis carinii B80
Lineage: Eukaryota; Fungi; Ascomycota; Pneumocystomycetes; Pneumocystales; Pneumocystaceae
Product: phosphoribosylglycinamide formyltransferase
Exons: 1
Coding region: 48-713 (221 amino acids)
Biological process (GO): 'de novo' IMP biosynthetic process
Cellular component (GO): cytoplasm
Molecular function (GO): phosphoribosylglycinamide formyltransferase activity
Source: RefSeq, a predicted model, not a curated record
GAAAUGUAUAUAUAAUAAGUUAUAAUAUAUAUAUAUAUUGAAUAAAUAUGGGUACAUUAAUGGAUUGUCGAGAAAAUGGAAAAAAUAAACUUGUAGUUCUAAUUAGCGGGUCGGGUACAAAUCUUCAAGCAAUUAUUGAUGCAUGUGCAUCUAAGAGAAUUAAUGGAUAUAUAUCUAGAGUGAUUUCGAAUACGAGAUCGGCAUAUGGUAUUAUUCGAGCAGAAAAAGUAGGAAUUCCGACUACAAUACAUCUUCUUCUUCCGUAUAAAAGAAAAGAAGAGCCUAAUUCAACAGGGAUUAAAAUAGCACGAUAUAAAUAUGAUAGGGAUCUUUCGAAUAUUAUUAUUGAAGAAAAUCCGGCGUUAGUUAUAUGUGCAGGAUGGAUGCAUAUUCUAUCGAAUGCAUGCCUUGAUCCAUUAGAAAAAUAUGGAAUUAAACUUAUUAAUCUUCAUCCAGCACUUCCAGCAACGUUUGAUGGAAUACAUGCGAUAGAAAGGGCAUAUAAAGCUUUUUGUGAGGGAAAAAUUAUGAAAACGGGGGUUAUGGUACAUCAAGUUAUUGAAAAUAUUGAUCAAGGAACACCAAUUAUUGUUAAGGAAGUUCCUAUGUUAAAUGAUGAAACUUUUAGUCAAUUUGAAGAACGAAUGCACAAAAUUGAACAUGAAGUUAUAGUGGAGGCAAUAUCAAUUAUUUUAAACGCUACAAAUAAGUAAAUUGAUGUCAUUAAUAUUUUUUUAAAAAAAUAUAUGACAUUGAAU